Molecule: messenger RNA, 807 nt
Organism: Lithohypha guttulata
Lineage: Eukaryota; Fungi; Ascomycota; Eurotiomycetes; Chaetothyriales; Trichomeriaceae
Gene: PEP12
Product: SNAP receptor
Exons: 2
Coding region: 1-807 (268 amino acids)
Biological process (GO): intracellular protein transport; Golgi to vacuole transport; vesicle fusion
Cellular component (GO): endomembrane system; SNARE complex; membrane
Molecular function (GO): SNAP receptor activity; SNARE binding
Source: RefSeq, a predicted model, not a curated record
AUGUCGUUCGACCGCUUGUCCAGCCUAGAAUCGCAGCCGACGACGACACGGCGACAGGACGAUGCUGUCUAUCGAGAUGAUCCGGAAUUCCAGCGCUUCACAGAGAACCUUUCUACGAGACUGUUCGAGCUCGUGUCCAAUGUAUCACGGCUUUCCAAUGAGAUUGCCAAGUUAGGGACUUCACGCGACACAGAGCGAGUGCGUGAGAGAGUACACAAUUUACUCGAGGAAACUCGCGAUGGCUUCAAGGACGUUGGAGAGGGUAUCAAGAAAGCGCAAAGCUGGGAAGAUCUGAACGCCGCCCAAAAGUACACAAACCAGAAACUAUCCAGAGAAUUCUCAACCGCCCUUACUGAGUUUCAGGUGGUGCAGAGGAGAGCCCUAGAAAAAGAAAGACAGUCCAAAGCUGCUUUAGAAGAUGCUUCAGGCACAGUACAAUCUCCUUCUGGAGAAGGUCAGCAACAAUUGCAACAGAUGGACCAGCCACAGUUGGCAGAACAGAGUGAAGUCGACUUCCAAGAAAACCUGAUAAUAGAACGAGAAGGCGAAAUUCGACAAAUCGAGCAAUCCGUUGGAGAGCUAAACGAGUUGUUCCGAGACGUUGCGCAUAUUGUACGAGAGCAAGGUGAUAUGCUGGACACGAUUGACGUGAACGUCGAGAAUACUUUGCAGGAUACCAGAGGAGCCGACGUCGAGCUGAGGAGUGCCAGCCGCUAUCAAAAACAGGCACGAAAUAAGGCGUGCUGUCUGUUGUUGAUUCUGGCUAUAGUGCUCGUUAUUGUUGUUCUAGCCGUUGUAUUGGGCUAG